AUGAAGGUUGAUAUAUUCAAAUUUGAUAAUACACUAUUUAAAACUCCUCUUCCGAAUUACGAGUUAUUCAGUUCCGAUUCCAUCGACAUACUAACUGAUCAGUCUCCCCAAAAUUUCCUAAACUGGUUUCGAGAUUAUGCCAUAUUAUCGUCCGCCUAUGAAGAGAACGGACUUCCAAAGGACGCAUCAAGGAAUCAGCUGAUGUGGAACGAGCCCUUAGUGGAUAUUGCCAGAGACAGUAUUCAUGAUCCUAAUACCCUUACUGUUCUAUAUGCUUCAAGACCGGAUGUCCCUGCUUUUCAAAAAUGUAUCCACGACUUGACUAAACUGAGAGGCCUUUUGUUUGAUCUGGUACAUCUUUCUCUUCCACGGUACGGAAUUCCCGAUUUCAUUGACAACUUGACUGAUAUGCAGCCCGAUGUUGACGAGAUCAACUACUACGCUAAUGUGGAUCAAACUGAAGACAACGCUCUUGCCGAGUUCAUGUAUCAGUCUUAUGCAAACAUCGACUUCUACAGGAUUCCUGUGGCAUUCCAAAGGUCGUAUAUUAAUCCAACCUCCGAGUUCAAGCUCGUUUUGAGCAUGGUAUCCAGGUACAAUAGAAUCAGCGAGACAAAGGCCAUCGUGACCAGAUCUCGGAAUGGUACAGUUUUCAGGUUGCCUAUUCAAGAGAGAAAGAGGCUACUACAACUCUGUAUGAACGGGGAUUUUAUUUCCAAGAAGGAGUACUCCCACUUGAAGUUCGAUGCUACUGAUAUACCUGUCACUACACAUCAACUAUCUAGAGAAGAUGAAGACAAAAUUGGAAGAUUGGGAGAGAUAAUGGAAGUGGUACCUACUUCCAUGGGGUGCAUACCGGGAAGAAUAUACGUGGUUAAGGUACAAAUGAAAGAUAUAGGAUUGUCCUUCCUCUAUUCCAAGGAUCCUCUCAUAGUUAUAGCAUACGACAAGUCUCUCAAAUAUCAUCAGAUAGGUCCGUUCAUUCGGCAGAUAAGAAACUACAAACCAUUUCAAUCCAGUUCGACAUUUGAGGCGAUUGCACAAUUCAGCGAUAAGCUACGAAUUAAGUUGAGUCCAAAGACUCGAGACGCGAAAAUGAAAAACGUGCGAGCCGUUUUAGAAUAA
Messenger RNA from Brettanomyces nanus, 1125 nucleotides. RefSeq lists its product as uncharacterized. The record is from RefSeq and is a predicted model, not a curated record. The transcript has a single exon. The coding region runs from base 1 to 1125 and encodes 374 amino acids. Lineage: Eukaryota; Fungi; Ascomycota; Pichiomycetes; Pichiales; Pichiaceae.